AUGCCUGGUACUUUGAAGCAAGAAGUUGAUAUCUCGUCGCUCCCGACCAUCGACUUUGCGAAUUUCGGGGACGGGACAGGCCCCGAGGCCCGCGCUAUCUCCGAAAAGUUCUUCACUGCCUGUCGCGAUGUCGGGUUCGCAUAUCUGAUCAACACUGGUAUUCCGAAGGAGCAAGUCGAUGGGAUGUUCGACUGGUCCGCGAAGUUCUUCGCCCUUCCACACGACGUGAAGAUGCUCGCACCACACCCACCGGAAGGAUCGAAGCACCGUGGAUACAGUGGCAUCGGGAAGGAGCAGGUCUCACAAAUGGUUUUCGACCCCGAGGCCAUCGCCUCGAUCCGAAAGGGUCCCUCCCCCGACUUCAAAGAAUCCUUCGACAUGGGUAACGACGCCGAUACCUCACGCCUGUCGAACGUGUGGCUGCCGGAGGACAAGUUGCCUGGGUUCAAGGAGUACGCGGUCGGGUUCUUUGAGUGCUGUAGGCAGUUUCAGGUCGAGAAGUUGAUGCCUGCUCUCGCAAUGGGCCUCUCCCUCCCGUCUGACUUCUUCUCCGCCUUCCAUGAGACAGCGGAUAAUCAGCUGCGACUUCUACACUAUCCCGAGGCGGAAAGGCAAGAGUUCGUCAAAGGGGAGAAGGGUCGUAUCGGCGCGCACACCGAUUUCGGUACCUGCACACUCCUCUUCCAAGACUCAGUCGGCGGCCUCGAAGUCGAAUCGCCAUCGAAGCCGGGCGUAUUUCUCCCUGGACCACCGGUCGAGGGCGCUAUCGUGUUCAACAUCGGUGACUUCCUGAUGCGGUGGAGUAACGAUACGCUCAAGUCGACGCUUCAUCGUGUGCGUGCGCCACCACUUAAAGAUGGAGAGGCGGAGAAUGGAAAGACAAAAGAGAGGUUCUCUAUUCCUUAUUUCAUGACCGCCGACCGCGAGAAGACUAUCGAUUGUCUGCCGACGUGCUGGAACGAGACGGACAGGCCGAGGAAAUAUGAGCCGAUCAAUGCUGGGCAGUAUAUCGAUAUGCGGUUGAAUGCGACUUAUUAG
Messenger RNA from Stereum hirsutum FP-91666 SS1, 1038 nucleotides. Its product is annotated as flavonol synthase/flavanone 3-hydroxylase. Gene Ontology annotation, molecular function: dioxygenase activity. The record is from RefSeq and is a predicted model, not a curated record. The transcript has 9 exons. The coding region runs from base 1 to 1038 and encodes 345 amino acids. Lineage: Eukaryota; Fungi; Basidiomycota; Agaricomycetes; Russulales; Stereaceae.